Molecule: messenger RNA, 1264 nt
Organism: Dentiscutata heterogama
Lineage: Eukaryota; Fungi; Glomeromycota; Glomeromycetes; Diversisporales; Gigasporaceae
Source: the annotation of a GenBank genome assembly
UUAUAGAGUCAUGCGGGUAACUAGUUUGGUGGUUUCCUUAACGUACACAAUGUUAAAAUGUGCUGAUGAAAUUCUCUAUUUUAGACACACUUUUUGUAGGUCUUGUAUAAGUCAAGCCAUAACAUCAAGACCAACUUGCCCAGUUGACCGUUCCAGACUUUCUGAUGUCAAUGAACUUAAACCUGCUUCCAAGAUAAUAUCCAAUAUGGUUAACGAAUUAUUAGUUUAUUGCCCAAACAAAGAUCUUGGCUGUAAUUAUCAAGGCCAACGUCAACUAUUAAGCUGUCAUUUCAAAGAAGGAUGUAUGUACACUAUUGUAGAAUGUUGUAAUGAGGAGUGUCAAGAAGCAGUAUUUAAAAAAGACCUAACAAAACAUAUGGAGAAAUGUCGAGCAAAAGUUAUCGACCACGAAAUAUGUAAAUGUAAAGUUCAGUUAGGUACUUUAGAGGGGCAUUGUGACUCUUGUCCAAUGAAGCAUAUCGAGUGCCCCUACUGUUAUACAACAAUUCCUCAGUCAGCUAAUGAUACGCAUCUUGAAGAAUGUUCUGAGAGACCUUCCACAUGUCUUCAUGCCGAAUAUGGUUGCUCCUGGACUGGCCGUCAACGCGAUUUAUUGAAAGUUCAUAUCCCGUCUUGUCCAUAUGAACCCUUGAAAGAUUUUUUCGUCAUCUACAGACAACGCAAUGAAAUUCUUGAACAAGACAAUAAACAACUUCGGAUAACAGUUCAAGAGCUCAAUAAGACGGUUACAUCUUUGCAAAGUCAAUUAUCUAGUAUAUCCGAUUGGUUAUCAUCUAUGUUUCCUUCUCACUUUCUAAAUCCAGAAGAUUCAGUAAUGACCUCUGAAGGGCCACCGCCUCUUUUAACAACGCAUGAAUUACUACUAUCGGAAAAUGAACAUUUCAAAAAUGAUAUUGAAACUUUAAAUGUUGCUCUGAUGACAGAAAGCUUGAGAACACAAGAGGAAAUACAGAAUCUUAAGAAUAUAUGUCAUAGUUUAAGAAUGCAAAUGUAUUAUUUGUUGAUGGAAAGGCGAGGUGAUGAACCAUCUGUUCGAAAUGUUGUUAGCACGCCUGUGGCUAGAUCAGGUCUUACAGGAUCUCUAGUAUCCGGAAUAUCAGGUACUAAUGGAAGUACUGUGUCGGAAGCCGAUGUUUUAACAACUACCAUCCGACCACCAGGCCCUAAUAUUCCUUCGAAUAUUCAACCACUUAGAAAGUUUGGCUCCUUUGAUCCUGAUUCCCCUCGACAAGAGAAACUUUGA